Messenger RNA from Aspergillus alliaceus, 2334 nucleotides. RefSeq names its product glycoside hydrolase family 154 protein. The coding region runs from base 285 to 2222 and encodes 645 amino acids. NCBI's taxonomy places the organism in Eukaryota, Fungi, Ascomycota, Eurotiomycetes, Eurotiales, Aspergillaceae. The transcript has 3 exons. The record is from RefSeq and is a predicted model, not a curated record.
UUAUCCUUAAAUUUCCGGCUAAAUCGCUUUCGGUCAUUUUAAUCCACCAAUAGACCACGUUGGCCUCCUUGUAUUCCUUUCCGACAUCAUACAAACAGUCACGUCGAUGGAGAAAAAGCUCGGGAUGAUCCCCGACCUGCCCCGGUUUUUUCUUUUUUGCUUCAGUAGACUAGACAGCAAUAUAUACCGCUUGCUGACAGUUAGAAUGCUAAACCUAAGAGACCAGGCGAGACUCACGCGGCGUAUACUAAUACGAUCGAGGUUCAUUAGCGGCACUACACAGAAUGUCAGUACAAGCGAACGGAAAGACCUCCAUCCAGGCCUUUAGCCAAUCUCCCUUUCGCAACCGGGGUGACCUUCAAGAUGCAUGUCGGGCACUCCUUGACCCCCUCAUCCCUCGCUUCACACCGGGAUGCAGUCGGGUGAAAAUAGGAUCAUCGACGACUCGUUUCGAUGAAGGUGCUGCCCAGCUUGAGGGCUUCGCGCGUCCCCUAUGGGCCCUAGCUGCUUUAUUAGGAGGCGGAUGUCAAUACCCAGAGGCGGCGCGUUGGCGCGAGGGUUUCAUCAACGGGACCGACCCUCAUAGUCCGGAGUACUGGGGAGAUAUAGACAAUCUCGAUCAGCGCAUGGUCGAAAUGUGUCCCAUUGGGUUUGCAUUGGCGGUCGCACCGCAUGUAUUCUGGGAUCCGUUGACGUUCCAACAAAAGCACAAUAUUGCGAAUUGGUUGGCUAGCAUUAAUGAGCGCGAGAUGCCAAAUACGAACUGGCUGUGGUUCCGGGCCUUCGCCAACUUGGGUCUAAGGAGAAACGGCGCACCUUAUUCCCUCCCCCGUAUCGAAGCUGAUAUGGACCACUUGGACACCUUUCAUGUUGGUGGAGGAUGGAGCAACGACGGCCCGAAGAGUCACCAUCAGAUGGAUUACUACUCGGGCUCAUUUGCCAUUCAAUUCCUGCAGUUACUUUAUUCGAGAUUGGCGGCCGAUUUCGACCCGAAACGGGCAGAACGGUAUCGGGAAAGAGCUAGACAAUUUGCGCUGGAUUUUGUGUAUUACUUUGAUGUAGAUGGAGCCGCCAUCCCCUUCGGAAGAUCCAUGACAUAUCGGUUUGCCAUGGCUGGGUUCUGGGGAGCGCUUGCUUUGGCCGACGUGGCGCUCCCUCCUCCACUAACCUGGGGUGUUGUUAAGGGCCUCCUUUUGAGACAUUUUCGCUGGUGGGCAACCCAAGAGGACAUGUUCAGCAAUGACGGAACACUCAACCUCGGAUAUGCCUACGCAAACAUGUACCUAACGGAGAACUACAACUCCCCCGGCUCACCCUACUGGUGCUGCCUUUCCUUUGUUCCCUUGGUACUAUCCGAACUACAUCCAUUCUGGACAGCCGAGGAGGAACCAUACCCAAGCGCCUCCCUUUCGCCCGUGGCAGCCCUCGAGUAUCCCAAGCACAUUGUAAUCCACCGCGGCGGGCAUUCAUUUCUGCUCUCCUCCGGACAAGCCUGCCACUAUCCCUUAAAAGCAACACAGGCCAAAUACGGCAAAUUUGCCUACAGCGCAUCGUUCGGGUACUCAGUACCCACAGGCUCCUACCAACUAGAGCAGCACGCCCCAGACAGCAUGCUCGCACUGUCAGAUGACGGAGGCGAUAUCUGGCAAACGCGAAGGCUGGCACUAAACCCCCGCAUCGAAUGGCACGAUGACGUCCCCGUCCUAGCUUCCACCUGGAAACCCUGGUCAGACGUCGAGGUGGACACAUUCCUGCUCCCCCCGGCCGAAGAAACCGAGAACUGGCAUAUCCGGGCACACCGCGUGCGUACGGGUCGGGCCAUCAUGACGUCUGAAGGCGCUUUCGCCAUUUAUGGUUGUCGGAGUGACAACGGCCGGAUUCUGGGACCUUUAACGGACCGCUCAUCUGAGGGGACCUUACAGGGAUCUCGAAAGGCACUAGCGGUUUCCUCUGUAGGGGCUGUGGGCAUUGUAGAGUUGCUGUCCGGUGUUAGUAGAGCUGGUAGGGUGGUUCUUGCAGAUCCUAAUUCGAAUAUCAUGUAUGGCCGCACCUUGCUUCCUUCUCUGGGAGCUGAUCUGGCUGCUGGAUCUGAGCAUUGGUUCGUGACUGCUGUCUUCGCUUUACCGGCACAUGUGAACGGGGAUGAAUGGCAGAAGAAGUGGGAACAAGCACCGGUUAUACCGGAGUGGUUGAAGCGGGUUAUGGAGAGCGAGAGUCAGUGAAAUCAAUAGUAUUAGAGUAAACAUGUAGUGAUAGAUAUGUAGUCGAUAUUUCUGCUCUCUCAAAGCUUGGCUGCUGUAACUGUCUUUUGUUGCUUUGUCCGCGUUAAACGCU